UUUACAUUCUUAAAAUUAUGGUCCUAAGAAACCCUCUGAACAAGAUUGUAUGUGCUAUAAAAAUUUAGUAAACGCGUUUUAAAAAAAAGCAUUGUUGGUGUUUAUUUUCCAGUUGGUUAAUAUUGAAUAAUCUUGGAGCAAUUUAAAUUUAGGAAAGAAAAAGGAAAAAAAAACAAAAUAAGUGCUUGAAAUGGCUUCGAUCUGCUGCCGACUGUGCCUACUAAACUGUUCAGAUCUCCUCCCCAUUCGGAAGCUUACAGUCAACUCAAACGGAGCUAACGCACCACCGGUCACGCCGGCACUGUCCCAACUCAUCGAUUCUUAUUUGUCGAUUGAGCCUGCAAACGAAGGCACAAUAGAUACCUACAUCUGCACCGGAUGUCGAAACGCGAUUGCCGAUUGGCACUGGUUCCGAGAGGCCUGCCUCCAGAAUGACAGCGUCUACUUGGAGAUGGUCCAAGAUCUGGAAACGAAUGGCGACCACUUCGAAGUUGAGGUGAAGCAAGAGAUCGAGAUGGUCCAAGAUUCGGAAGAGAGUGGAGACGAAGAUGCGGGGGCAGUUGAGGUGAAGCAAGAAAUCGAGGUUUGCGAGCGUGAGUUCAGCGAGAACAUAUUGGCCGAGCCGGAAGAAGAGGUGAAGCAAGGGAAGGAGGUCGAACUUGAACUUGAGGACAUGUUAAUCGAACCAAUCGAUCCUUCCCCGAAUGAAAAGUUGGAUGGUCCCAAAAAGUUGUUGAUCCAAAAGAGGUUACCGGUUAAGAAGAAGCUUGGACGGCCUCGACUUUUGCAGGGUAGAAAAAUACCCAUACCCCAAAUAUGUCAACUUUGUGGUAAACUUGUUAAGGGCCUCACCGCUCACAUGAAAAUGCACACCAAGGAAAGAAUCCACCAAUGCCCACAUUGUCCAAAAAAUUUCUAUAUCAAAAGCAAUUUUGAAAUACACGUUAACAUACACACAAAAGAAAAGAAAUUCACUUGCUCGGUUUGCGAUAAAGUUUUCUACCGAAGUGAUUCCCUAAAGCAGCAUCUGAUGAGUCACACGAAAGAACGAAAUAUCAAGUGUCCGUACUGUCCUAAAACGUACGGCACGCGGGCCGGAAUAAUAAAACACCGGAAAACUCACAGCCACAGCCAGACGCCGGAAAUUGAGUGUGUUGGAUGUGAACGGAUGUUUUACACAAAGUAUCAAAUGUACGAACACGCUGUGGUGCACAUGACUACAAAACCUGGCAAAAAGUCAUCCGAAUCGCCGGAAGACGACGGUGGAAGGUGAACGCGAAUUUUAGUAUCAAAGUAUGAUAUGUAUUCUGAAUCGAUAACAUUUUUUUACAAUUACACCGAAAAAUAACUAGAAAAUAAAUAAUAUUCAUAACUCA
Messenger RNA from Culex pipiens pallens (northern house mosquito), 1376 nucleotides. RefSeq names its product zinc finger protein 347-like. NCBI's taxonomy places the organism in Eukaryota, Metazoa, Arthropoda, Insecta, Diptera, Culicidae. Gene Ontology annotation, molecular function: zinc ion binding. The record is from RefSeq and is a predicted model, not a curated record. The transcript is spliced from 4 exons. The coding region runs from base 191 to 1273 and encodes 360 amino acids. Gene Ontology annotation, cellular component: nucleus.